Neoarius graeffei (lesser salmon catfish) is the source of this 3933-nucleotide messenger RNA. It is a transcript of the gene tbc1d12b, whose product is annotated as TBC1 domain family, member 12b. The coding region runs from base 674 to 2779 and encodes 701 amino acids. The transcript is spliced from 15 exons. The record is from RefSeq and is a predicted model, not a curated record. NCBI's taxonomy places the organism in Eukaryota, Metazoa, Chordata, Actinopteri, Siluriformes, Ariidae.
ACUCGGCACUGAACCGACCGCAGGAACGGGGACCUCAGUCACGCGCGCUCAAGAAACAUCGUAAAAACCGAACCGUUUCCCCGGCGGCCCCUGAAACGGGAACACGGUUUGAUCCCCUUAGUCACGUGGUCGAAGGUAUUUCCGUUCCGAAAUGCUUUUUAAACCAGAAGGGAAUUUCAACGCGCUGUGUAAAAGGACGGAGUGGGAGUCGCAGUGAUAUAAACUGAACAGCAGGGGGCGCCGCGUGACCCGUUUUCCACUCAAUGACGUCAGGGGCAUUUCCAAAAUGGCUGCAAUUCAGGGCCGGAGCAGAACUACCGGUUUUAACCUGGAAAGUGUUGGUUAUUUGGGUGGUAUCGGAUUAGACAGGGAUUAUUUCCGUUAAGACAUACGGCACGGUUCAUGUUUCAGCAUUCAGGGGGAAAAAAAUUUCCGACAUGCUAUGUGAAGAGGAGGAAGUGCUCAGUGUGCUAGCUGUGCAGCUAGCUCGGUACUGGUGUUCGGGAGCUGAGUGAAGACUGGGCGGAAAUGGACUUGUGUCGGGGAUGGUUUAAUUAGAGCGGGGGUAGAAUAAAGCGAGCGCUUGACUGCCGAGGCGUGUCGGAGAUCAGUGGCACCGGGCUGGGUCGUUCAUGCCGCCAUUAACGGACUCGCCGAGUCACCGAGCGAGCUGAUGGUCGCGUCAGCCGAGGAAGGCAGACCAGCACCCUCCACCGCUCAUGUUACGGAUAACCGAGGCGAAAUGGACGGACCGGACCCACAGGGGGACAACUUCCGGCACGGCGACGGAAAUGAGAGCGACCAGGACCGUGCGUUACCACGUUACACCGGCUCAACCAAUCAGUGCGUCGCAAUCAAGCUCCCGAACGGUCACGUGAGCUGCGCGUGCGAUGCCCGUGACCCGUCGCAAAACUGCUCGUGCCCUGAAUCAGGUGGUGAGGCGGUACCGAAUGGCGAACUGUUGUCAGAUGCUGAUGCACCAUCUACCAGUUCCAUCUGGCGUGCUUCGAGACCACAACGAGGUGGAGGUGGUGGUGAUGAUGAUGAUGAUGAUGAUCCCAGGUCAGGUCACAGGUCAUCGUCGUUGUCGUCGUCCAGCUCGGACGCUGUCAACAGGACCCGGGAAUCGGAAACGGUCUCGAACGACUGCUUAUCCGAAGCUGAGCCGCAGUGCUCCUCACAGACUCUCUCGAGCCCUGAAGACAGCGAGUCCUGCCCCGACCCGGCGUUCGUCGACGUGAACCUGAGCUCGAGGAACACGUACGAAAUCAGCCGGCGCCAGAGCGCCCCGGACAACGUGGCCGACGUUACCGAACCGGCCCUCAGACAGAAGAAACACGGGAUCUCCGAGAUCUUCGGCAGGGGCCUGUUCUCCAGAAAGCAGAAAGAGUCUGCAAGUGCUCCUGGCUGGAAGCUGUUUGGGAAGGUCCCACCAAGAGAGAUCCCUCCCAAAGACUCCAAAACCAUCCAGCAGGAGAAUAACCCAGGCAGUCUCACAUCUGUUUCAACUCCCAAUCUCUUAAGCGCAGGGGAAUAUGAGGCUAAGGCUGGCAAAGGAGCCCAUAGCCCAUCCCAACCUUCUCAAGGACGACGUAAGAAUCUGGAGUUUGAACCACUGUCCACCACAGCACUCAUAUUAGAAGACCGGCCAGCUAACCUUCCCGCUAAACCCGAGGAGGAAGCUCAGCGCCACCGGCAAGAAUACGAUGAAAUGGUGGCUGAGGCCAAGAGGAGAGAGCUGAAGGAGGCCCAGAAAAAGAAGCAGCAGAUGAAGGAGCGCUUCAAGCAGGAGGACAGCAUCGUUAACGCCAUGGUGGUGUGGAACACGGAGAUCCUGCCCAACUGGGACAGCAUGCGCAGUACACGCAGGGUUAAAGAUCUGUGGUGGCAAGGUCUUCCACCCAACGUCCGUGGCAAAGUGUGGAGCCUCGCCGUCGGCAACGAGCUCAACAUCACCCCAGAGCUGUACGAGAUCUUUCUCUCCCGGGCUAAGGAGCGUUGGAGGAGCUUCAGAGAGACGGGCAGCGAAGUCGAGGCAGAGGCGGACAGCGGAGCGUCACUGGCGGAUCGGGAAUCCAGCCUGGAUCUGAUCAAGCUCGACAUUUCGCGCACCUUCCCCUCCCUCUUCAUCUUCCAGAAGGGAGGGCCAUACCACGAUCUCCUGCACAGCGUGCUCGGAGCGUACACCUGCUACCGGCCUGACGUAGGAUAUGUGCAGGGCAUGUCGUUCAUCGCUGCCGUGUUGAUCCUGAACCUGGAGGAGGCCGACGCCUUCAUCGCCUUCGCCAACCUCCUGAAUAAGCCCUGUCAGAUGGCUUUCUUCAGAGUGGACCACGAACUGAUGCUGAAGUACUUCGCAGCAUUCGAGGUGUUCUUCGAGGAAAACCUUCCCAGGUUGUUCAGUCACUUCCAAAGCUCCAACCUCACUCCAGACCUCUACCUGAUCGACUGGAUUUUCACACUCUACAGCAAGUCCCUACCUUUGGACGUGGCGUGCCGCGUGUGGGACGUGUUCUGCAGAGAUGGAGAAGAGUUCCUGUUCCGGACAGCUCUGGGGAUCCUGCGCUUGUACGAGGACGUGCUCCUGCACAUGGACUUCAUCCACAUGGCCCAAUUCCUCACGCGCCUGCCCGAGCACGUCCCCGCCGAGCGCCUCUUCAGCGCCAUCCACAACACACACAUGACCAGCAGCAACCGCAAAUGGGCCCAGGUCUUCAGUGCACUAAUGAAGGACAAAGAAUCAGACAAAAGUGGCAGCCCUACUCUGAAAAGCUCCUGACGCCUCCACGCGACACCUCGAUCUUCCGUCUUUGUGUCGUCUUUCCUUCUGAAGUUGUAAUAACGCCUGAGGAACGAGUGAAAGAAAGGUCAGGAGCCAGGAUGUAGACUGAUGUAGCACUGGUUCUCUCUGAAACGAUCUGCAGUAUUACAGAUAUGGCUAGGAAUUAGAUGUAGGUAUAAAUGUGCAACGGGUCCUAAGUCUCUGGAAAGAAACACCUCAUGGGUUUCCAUACAAGACACACACACACACACACACACACACACACACACACACUUCCUCCUGAAGAAUACUGUUCCACCACCAGCACGUUGAUUUUGCUCUGAAAUGUUCCCAGUGCAUCAUAAUAUAAUAACACGGACCAUCGCGGACGGCUGUCGGCCGCGUCGCACGCUUUCACCGCUUUCUCCCUCUAACGGUUUUAACAUGUUGCACUUAAAGCUGUGAUGUACAUGAAGGAUAUCCUUAACACUACUCUUAAACAGAGCUUCAGGACUAGAAGGAUGUAUGUGUUUGGGUUUUUUUUUUUUUUUUUUUAAAAAAAGAGGAGUAUUUUUGUCCAAGCUGACUUUGACCAAAACCUCUAUGAAGUGCAAUGAAGGUUUGAAAAAGCAGUGAAUAUGAAACUUUGCAUGUUUGUCGCAGUCGGCUUUUCAUCUCACAAGAUUAGCCUGGUUACGGGACGCGGGUUUUUUUUUUUUUUUUUCUUUUUCUUUUUGAUCCACACGAGCGUGCAGUGCUUCAGCUGUGACCACGUUGCUCAAAAAAAAAAAAAGACACUAAAUUAUCAAAGCGCUCAAAUGUAUGCUUAAGUGAAAAGGUCCUGUCUUAAUAUACAUAUUCUGUCCAUUUCUGUCUUUUAAUAUACGACCAAAUGUAUCUGCUCUGUCGUGGGAUUUAACUCCAGUGUAUUUUGUCUCUCGGGGUAGGGGUGGGGGUUUACUAAAGGCUUUGAAUGUUCUGUGCCGCAUCUCGGAUUCAUGAUUUUUAAAAAAGGUAUAUAUACGUUACGUUUUAAUUCUGACUUUCUUUUCUACUCACUCCCUGCUAUUGUACAGUUUUCAUACUCGGUGAUGAAGAAUUGUAAAUAUGUGAUGAAGUGGACACCACUAAAAUUAGAGCACAUGUAAAUAAACCCGAGAGUGGAAAUGUGA